Messenger RNA from Oncorhynchus nerka (sockeye salmon), 8795 nucleotides. RefSeq names its product protein Shroom3-like. NCBI's taxonomy places the organism in Eukaryota, Metazoa, Chordata, Actinopteri, Salmoniformes, Salmonidae. Gene Ontology annotation, cellular component: cortical actin cytoskeleton; apical plasma membrane; adherens junction. Gene Ontology annotation, molecular function: actin filament binding. Gene Ontology annotation, biological process: actin filament organization. The record is from RefSeq and is a predicted model, not a curated record.
UACAGUAUAUUAUCAACACUCUGCAUCUAUGGAACUGGACUGGGGAUGCUGAACCGCAUCAAGGGAACAAGAUUGAUUCAAAUGUUAUCCUGUUGAAUACGUCCAUAUUCUCAAUCUAUCGGCAAUCAAGGUGAAACUUUUAGAGAAAGUAGGUGAAUCAAGUGUCUGGUGCGCAAAACUUUUUUUUUCUGACGGGGCAAAUUGACCUGAUCCCGCUGCAACCAGCUCGCCGAGGAGAGAAGAGCGCUCGCCUUUCUCCCAGCCCAGUGGAUUGUAGCAAAUUCUAUUGUGAUGCUAAAAUGAGGUCGUAAGAGGGAGAGGGCUGACCAACGAUCAGAAGUGAAGCUAUCCACGGGAUUUCUGCAAAAUCCAUUUGAAGUUAACAUUUUUUCGUUUGUUCCAUCCAUUUAAUGUUUGUGGAGCGUUUAAUUUUCACCACUUGUUGUUGACUGUUGGAACGAAGUAAAAUUGUUUCAACAGACAGACUGCGGCGAGAGAGAGAAGGCAAACCAUGUUUCAUUCGCUGACUAAGAUUCGGUAGUGUUAGGAAAUGAUUUAGCCUGUCUGAUAGGAGUGGACAUGCCCCUCUCGGUAUGCGCUGCAGAAGACUUUAAUAAGAAAAGGAAAAUAUAACAAAUCAUUUAUUCAAUCUUUUCGAAAUCAUUUCCCCUCUGCUGUGGGUCUGGUGGACUGAAUAGGACCCGAGCCACCAGGACCAGGCUUCCUCGGCAGUGCUAGUGAUUAUGGAUAGCAGUCUCCCCAGCUACAGUACAGUCAUACACCGAGGAACGACGCUGUUUCUGGAGGCUCGACUCCUGGGUGGGGCGCCCUGGGGGUUUCAGCUCAAAGGAGGUCUUGAACAUGGAGAAGAGUUGAUCGUCUCGAAGGUUGAGGGAGGUGGGAAGGCAGACCUGUUGGAACACCCCCUGUUGCCAGGUGACCAGGUGGUUGUCAUUAACGACGUGGAGCUCAGUGGAUUCAGGCAGGAAGCCAUCUCAUUGGUCAAAGGAUCCUACAAGACUCUUAGACUCACUGUUCGCAGGGAGUCCUUCCCAGGCCCCUGCUGUGAUGAACCCACCCCUCUGACACUACCUUCCAUCGCCCCUCCCUUGGACCACCUCACCCCCCCCUCCAGCCACGGACCCCCGAAGGAGACCCGUGGAGGAUGUUCUGGAGGAGUUAAACUACGCAUCAAGAACAGACGCAGUGAGCCCGUCUCCAGACCACACUCGUGGCACUCCACCAAACUAGGCGAGGGCCAGCCAGACCCAAGCAUGGUGCAGAUAUCCCAGGGCACCAUAGACCCUCCCUGGCAUCACACAUUCAACUCCAGUGCGUCCACUACAGACCUGUCAGGUUACGACCCAGGUUACCUGAGGAAGAGUCCAGACCAGUACAGUUCUAGAGGAAGUAUGGAGAGCCUUGGGGAGCACCACGGCCACCCAGCCUACAGUUCUUCCUGCCACCAGCUGUCUGCCUCCAAGUCCUCCAACAGCAUGGACCACCUUCACAGCAAAAGGGACUCAGCCUACUCCUCCUUCUCUACCAGCUCUAGUAUCCCAGAGUACCUAGCGGCCGCUCCGACCUUUAGUAAGGAGAGGUCAUACUCCAUGGAGACAGUUCCACAGAGGGGUGGGGUUAGCGGAGGAGGGGGAGGGGCCGUGGCGGAGGGCAUGCAGCAUGCUGACAUCCGAUACAUCCGUACGGUCUACGACCCCCAGCAGGGAGGUGCCCAAGAGCACGAGGUCAGCUCCGCUGCGUUGCUACGCAACCACGAGGCCGGCAGGGCGGGUUCUCAUAGUGGGGGCAAGGCCUCCUGUCACCGCGGCAGUAGUAGCUGUAGUAACAGCAGUGGCGGAAGCAACGGUGGUGCUAACCAUGGUAAUAACCCCAAACGACACAGCGUUGGACCAAUCUGGGGUCAGUCUCAAUCCGCCAGCCGCAGUUCCUAUGAAAGCCUGAAGGGGGUGCCGGCUCCUCCCAUGCGGAGUGACAGCUACGCGGCGAUCAGGCACCACGAGAGGCCCAAUUCCUGGUCCAGCCUGGAGCAGACUCGCUCCCUCAGGGCUCUCCACAAGGGGUCCACCUCCUCCUGGUACCACUCCUCUGGCUCCGUGGCCUCCGGCUCGGGGAAGUGCUCUUACGGGGCCGAGGGCCAGCUCCACACCGUCAUAGAGAAGAGUCCUGAGAGCAGCCCCACCAUCAAGCCCAAACAGGGCGUGGGUCAAGUCCCCCAGCCCCCUCAGCCCCAGAAUACAUCUGGCCGCCUCAUGUCGCCUCAGGGCAUCUACCCCGUGCCCCCUCCGGAGACCCACUAUGCACAGAUGCCCACCAGCAGCCCCAGCCCCAGCAGUGUGUACCCAGGCCUGGCCAGGGAGAGCAGUCUGAGCAGACAGAGAGAGCUCCAGGGGUUAGGGGUGGGGGUCAGUGUGGAUACAGGGAUCGAGGUAUCUGUAGAGAACGGAUACCAAAGCAACACUUUCAACUCUUAUGUCACCCGUUCCAACCAGCCUCAGCAUCAUGACUUAGCUCCGCCUCCAACCAAACAGCCAGCCCAGCCUGUUAACAGAGGGGGUGACAGAGGACAUGAGGAGACCCAAACCAAACUGGAUCUCUCCGGGUCUCAUUUGAAGGGGGAGGGACAAACCGUCUCCCGAAGGCAGAGCCAGCAGGGUCAUGGACAGGGUCAGGUGUACAGACCCUCCUCAGCCCAGUCCGUAGGCCAGGAGAGGAGGGACCCAUACACUCCAGUCCAGCCGCGGAGAGAGAGGCUACCCAGGUAUUCCCAGGGCUCAGAGAGUUACACUGAGAAGCAUCAGGUCAGACACACUGAACACAGCCAUCCAGACCCUCAGCCUCCCACUACCAUGCCCACUAAGAUAUCCAAGGUCCACGUUCCUCAGCGGAUCAGGACUAGCAGUACCCCAGCCAAAGGGCCUGAUCAUCGGGUCAACAACCAGAGGUCCAGGUCCCCCAUCCGGCACUACAGCGACCCCAGUCCACCCCAUCACCAGAAGAACCAGAGGGGACCAGAGCACCCCCUGACCCGGCUAGAGAAUGCCCUAGCGGAGGUUCAGCGUUGUGCCAGUCCAGAGAGCUCCACUAGGAGUCGGAGCAGCCACCAGAGGAACCCGUCUGUCCUGGAGAAGGUAAACCGGUUUGAGCGCCACGAGCAGAGGAAGCAGAGGAGUCAAAGCAUCAAUGCCACCCACACCAACCUGGGACCCUCCUCCUCCUCCCGUCCAACUCAGCCCCAGCCUCAGCCCAAGCACCAUGAGAGGGCCAUGAGCUAUGGUACUGGAAUGGAUGACCUGCGUAACAUGCUGGAGAGAAGCAGCAGCCCCAGCAGCACCUGCAGAACACUGAGCUCCACCUCUAGCGCACAUCAUGGGAAAACUACGGUGGCCCACAAGGGUCAUCAUUACGCAGAGCAGCAGAGGCCAGGAAGUUAUGACCACGCCAAGCCCCAGACCUCCAGGGACCCCCACCACCAGCCUAACCCCAUGGACCCUAACCCUGGCUCGGCCCUACAGAGGAGCAGGAGCACCUUCCAACUGGGGAGCCAGGAGGAGAACGGCCAUGACAGGGACAGAGAGUUCCAUUGGAGGGAUGACCUGCAGGACCUACUGGGGACCAUCCAGGACACGUCUUUUAACCGGGCCUACAGGGACAGUAUCAAGGACGCCCAGUCCAAGGUGCUCCGAUCCACCUCCUUCAGACGCAGGGAACUGGGAAUCAGCUCCAGCUCUAACCAGAGCUCCAACAACCCCCCUCCUGGUGUCAACAACAACCCCCCUCCUGUAGUCAACAACAACCCCCCUCCUGGUGUCAACAACAACCCCCCUCCUGUCCCCGCUAAGCACUUAUCCUUGGAGCGGAAGGCAGUGGCCCCCAAGACCGGUCCCAAAUCCUCCAUUGUCACCACCACUGUCCCAGCCUCCGCCCCAGCCACUCCCCUGUCCCCUCACACCCCCAAAGAGAGGCACACGAUCACGACCCCAGACCCAGUCCCAGCCCCAACCACCUCUCCCUCCCCUCACACCCCCAAAGAGAGGCACGUUGUCACCCCCAAGCCCGAGAGGUUCAGCCCCCAGAGCUCCGGUGUCCCAGCCUUGGGCCCACCAGUCCCGGCCCGAAUCGGUGGGCGUAAGAGGCUCACCAUGGAGCAGAAGAAGAGAUCGUACUCUGAGCCAGAGAGCAUGCACGAGGUGGGGUUAGAGUCUGACCCGAGGAGGAGUGCCCAGCACCAGCAGAUCCUGUUCCAAGGCACAGAGACCAGCGUGGCAGACCGCAGGAGGAUGUUUGAGGUGGCAACCAGUCGCAGCCUGAGCUCCAGCUCCCAGGCUCCUCAGGCCCUCCAGGGCUCCCGGGCUGGUCUAGCCGUCUCCCGGCCGGAGCUCUGGCAGCUGCAGCAGGAUGCCCUGGCCGACUACAUGGAGAGGAAGAGAGGCUGGAGGACAGACAGGGACAGGGACAGGUCCGAGGAGAGACUGCAUCGUCACCGGCCCCACAGUGCCUACCUCCAGCCCUUCACAGACACCCAGAGUGUCUCUUCCACCUCCACCACCAGCCUAGCCUCUCUCCAGGAUCUGUUUGGCCCAGAAAGGAGCCUGUCUGGUGAGGAAAGGCUCUGCUCCACCCUGCCUCCUGGUCUGCAGCUCCAGGACAGUAUCUACCCAGGCAGGGUGACCACACCACACAUCCAUGCCCAGGCCCCCACCUCAGUCUCCACCUCCCACCAACACCCCACUGGAUUUGGAUCCAACAGGCCUCUGGAGGGAGUCCCAGCCAAGGCCUACGAGGCUUUCCGGAGCCAGCGAGGCGAUGUGGCCUUUGAAAGAACGGCUCCAGCCAGCAGCUCUGGGAAGUCCGCCUCAGCGGAGGAUCUUCUAGAACACUCUGAGGAGAGGCCUGCACCACAGCACUUCAGAUCCCACUCCUCGCCCUCUGUAGAGAGGCUCAACCAGGACUUCAUGACAGGAGGAGAUCUGAGGAUGUUUCCGGACUUCUCUAAUGAACCCCAGCUGUUCACACACCAUGACAACAACAGGUCCAUGGACAAGCAGCGUUUAAAGUGUCCUGUCUCAGCCUCCCAGUCCCAGUAUGUGCCCACCCACUACCUGCUGAAUCAGGGUCCUUCCCAAAGCAACACCCCUGUGAUGAGGAGAGAGAGGCAGAGGAACCCCGACCGCCAGCGGGCCCUUAGUGCCUCCGGCCUGGCUGCCUCUGUAGGUCUACCCUGCCCCUUCUCCUCCCCAGGCACCAGCCCCAACACUAGCCUUGACUGGCAGGUCAGCGAGAGGUUAAGCCAGGGAAACCUGGAUGCCAUCGCCUUCCCCUGCCUGUUGCAGGUUGACGCUCCCAGAGCAGUGUCCCCAGAGACCAGGUGGAGCCCCACAGCACAUCAGGGCCAGAACCAAGAUCUGCAGACCAGGACCAGACUGGGCUCAUCAGACACCAGCACCUCAGAGGAGACCCUGAAAGACUUCCCCAUAGAGAGUUCUGUACCAAAGAACAUCCUACCCCUGGUCAUACCUGAGACCUCUCUAACCCCACCUCCUCCUAAAACCUCUCCCAGACCACACCCCCUGCUCUCCCUCCGCAUCUCAGAGUCCAACCUGCAGGAGACCCCACCCUUACACAUAGCCUCGCCCACACAGGUAGUCCCUCCAAUAGUCUCCUUACAGGACUAUGACGAGGUGUUCCUCCAGGAGCUGGCCCCUCCCUCCCCUCCUCCUCCCCUCCCCAUCAGGGAGACGGACAUCACAGAGGACUUCCCUCCUCCUCCUCCUCUCCUCCUCCUCCUCCCCUCCUCCUCCUCACCCCCAGACAAAGAGGAGCAUCGUCCUGAGCUACAGCACUUCAACAGCUGUGAGUUUCUGGAGGCUGUGCGUCCAGAGAGAAGACCAUCUAUCUCCUCCCCUUCCCCUCAGACAGUCCCCCUCUCUAUCCCCCAGCCUGAGACUCCGACCCACCAGACCCCCAUCGACCCCAGCAGCAGUAUCCCAGAUCCCCAGCAGGGGCCUAGCGGUAAGGAAAGCCUGGGGUUAGAGUACCAUCUCCUGGCCAGGAGGGAGAGGUCUGCUGGGGAGCUGAAGGUGGAAGCCCUGGUCAGACAGCUGGUGUCCCGGGGGGAUAAGACCCUGAGCCCGAUGCUGGACACCUGGCCCGGGGGCGGACGGACCAGCACCAUGGACCUGAUGGAAGAGAUCUUCCCCGCUGGGGGAGGGAGGUUGCCGUGGCAACGCCGUAGGAGCAGCACCUGGCUGGAGGACAGAAGUCAAGAUGGCGUCUGUUCUACAGGACCUAGUCUGCUGCAGAAAACAGAGGAGGGAAGAGGAAUAGAUCUGGAUGAGGAAGAGGCAGACCUCAAUCAGAAAAAGGUGGAGCUACUCCAGGCUCUGACCCUUAGCGUUGCCUCACUCCGAGAGGAGAGAGAGGUUCUGGGUGAGGAGCAGAGGAGGUUCCGGGCCCUAGGGGGCCACAUGGAGAGCCUGGUCCAGGAGCGCUGUAAGCCCAACGAGAAGGAGAAGUACAGGAUGUUCAUUGGGGACCUGGAUAAGAUAGUCAACUUGUUGAUGUCUCUGUGUGGCCGGCUGGCCCGGGUCCAUAACGCUCUCUACGACCUGGACAGAGAGGAGGAGACAGAGGACAGCGCAGAGGAGAGGGAGUCCUUACAGCAGAAGCGCAGGCAGCUGUGUAGUCAGCACGAGGAUGCCAGGGAGCUGAAGGAGAAUCUGGAUCGUCGGGAGCGUGUGGUUCUGGACAUCCUGGGUGGGUACCUGACCGGGCCGCAGCUAAGAGACUACCAGCAUUACGUCUGUAUGAAACCUGCCCUCCUGAUCCGACAGAGACACCUGGACGAGCUCAUCAAGCAGGGGGACGAGCAGCUUGACAGGCUGAUAGAGAGUAUCUCUCCUGGGGACCACCAGGCCUUGCUCUGCUGCUCCUCCAACCCAGGGUUAGGCCCCAGGGGUCCCAGUCCUAACCUUGGUCCUACCCAUACUGUCCGCUCCGUCACUGUAACAUCCCUGUGACUCCUGUAAAACCCCAAACAUAACAGUCCUGGUCACUACCACGAUACAGCAGCUGUGUCUCUGGCGCAAUGGGUGAAGACUACUACAUACAACACAUAUGUCUGACGAAUGACGCCGCAAAACAACAGAUGAAGAGUAGACGGAGACAGCAUCUCUCUUCCCAUGUAGAGAUGAACUGUAGAGAAAGGGACUUCAUGUGAAGGAUGUCACCUGUCUGUUCCCUUGUUUUGCGUACAGACAGACAAACUAUGAGAAGUGACCAUGAUGGAUAUGUUGUCGUGCCUCUUAUCAUAUUUCUGCCUUCUUUGUUACUCCAGCUUCUUCACAUAUCUCUGUUGUGACUGCGCCACUCUUUGGUUGAUUUAAUACACGGUUCAAGUGCCUAGUGUAAUUCAAAAUAUUACUACUGCCUUUACACAUCACUACAGCUGAGAACUCUGUUUUGGCAGGUUAACUACUGAUUGGUCAGAAUCACAGAUCUAGAAUGACUUGUAUAUCUCAUUCUGUUCCUAUUGGUCAGGAGGAACCAGACCUGAAAUAGGCCUGUUUUCUUUAGCAACACAACAGCACGCUCUGACACACAUGAAUAUGUAGCCACAAAAUUGAAGGCUUUUUAUUUUAUUUUUAAUUUUUACUUCAAAUACUUAUAUUUCAGACUCAAAAAAUUAUCGCUAAUGGAAAAAAAAGCUACCAUGACACUGACAGCAAAUGCAAUAAUUAUUUAUAUUAUUUUAUUAUGUGGCUGUGCUUUUUAAUAUGUAGAUGGAGAAAAAAAACAUGUUAUAUAUAUUUUUUCAACGGAAAAAAUGAUGGAAUGAGGCAAGUUGACAGUGGGCGUUCUAACUGACCUCUGGUCACAUGGUCUUCCUCUGAUACAAGGCGGCGUCCUUCAUGAUGACCAGGCUUCUAGGAAGUAAAUCAGAUGUUACUCGGGAAUGUUGUUGCCCAGUAAGUACAUGCAUACUGUGGGUGGAGCUAUCUCAUUGGGCCGCGGUAAUCACUUCGUAGGGAUAUCUGGGUAAAAAAAUAGAGAAGGUUGAAAUAUUGUAGGUUGGUACUGUCAGUUCAUGUGUGACAUGCCUACCAUUUAAACAUUGUCUGACGACUCCUGUGUGACUUGCUUGUUUCACUUCUCAAAAAAAAUGUACUAUGCCAUUUGAUAUUGUUGUAUCCUUUUGAGAGCACCUUUUAAACAUCUACAGACUAUCCUAAUCGGGCACAUAUUCAUGAAUAUACUGUAUCAGGCACAUAUUCAUGAAUAUACUGUAUCAGGCACAUAUUCAUGAAUAUACUGUAUCAGGCACAUAUUCAUGAAUAUACUGUAUCAGGCACAUAUUCAUGAAUAUACUGUAUCAGGCACAUAUUCAUGAAUAUACUGUAUCAGGCACAUAUUCAUAAAUAUACUGUAUCAGGCACAUAUUCAUGAAUAUACUGUAUCAGGCACAUAUUCAUGAAUAUACUGUAUCAGGCACAUAUUCAUAAAUAUACUGUAUCAGGCACAUAUUCAUGAAUAUACUGUAUCAGGCACAUAUUCAUAAAUAUACUGUAUCAGGCACAUAUUCAUGAAUAUAUAUCACCACUGUUGUCCACAUACAUCUGAAGAUGGCUGAUAUGUAAAUGUUUGUCCCAGCUAUCUCACUAAUGUAGUGACCUUGCUAUCUUACUGAUGUAGUGACCUAGCUAUCUCACUAAUGCAGUGUCCUAGCUAUCUCACUAAUGCAGUGUCCUAGCUAUCUCACUAAUGCAGUGUCCUAGCUA